AUGGCGCUGCUGCAGUACCAGUUCCUGAUGGCCAAGGCUGCGGAGUACCGAGCCAUCGCCGCGAGGCAGGCGAUGAUCGCGAACGCGCGCUUGGGGGGGUUUCCGACGUUCGACCCCUCAUCGACGACGCACCUCACGAACGUGGAGAAGGUUCGGCAGAUUCGACAAACCCGUUCGGGAGUUCGUCUCCUGCAGCAGAUGCAGGCGCAGCAGAUGCUCGUCCAACAGGCGCGCCCCGAGGCGUCGCACGCGCGGCUCGUCCAGCAGCCGGAACCCGCGCCUCGCGCGGGUUCCUUCGACGACUGCACCGUCGCCAGGGUGCUGCAGGAUCUCAAGGAAGAUUCCCCCACGCACUCGGGCGACGGCGCGCGUCUCGACCCCGACUCCGAGGACGAGGCCGCGGAGGCGUGCCGCGCCGCCAGAGAGGAGCAGAGAGCCGCGCUCCUGCUCAGGUCGCAUCCGGCGCAUCAGUCCGCGGCGCACCCUCGCGCGUACGUCAAGCGGCACGAGUUCUGGGCGCGUCAAGCGGCCGAGUCCGGUGGGUUGGACCCCUCAGGGUUCGGUACGUCGUACGCCUCGGAGAUUGAACGCGUCCUCGGGAAGAGGCGAAGGGGGCCCGGCGACGACGAGUGCGACGGGACGGACCACUCGAGCGGCGACGACGCCGACGGCUUGAUUAAUAAUUUGAGCCGAAAAGGAAAGUCGGAGCCCGAUUUCGACGCGGACCUUCGAAUGAGUUCGAAAGUUCGGAGCGACGACGACGCCAAGGACGAGCUCGCCAAGGAAUGGGCGGCGCUCACGACCUGGAUCCGCAUGAACCUCCACCAGCCGCGCACGAACAAGCGCAAGGUUCUCUUCGUGGGACACCACCCGAGGCUGCACCCGGUGCCGGGAGCGGAGGCGGCCAUCGCCGAGAGCUUCGCCGAAGGAGAGGCGACGCGAUGGCGCGGGCGUCUGGGUCCGAGCGGCGAGGUCAUCGGCGGCGGCGACAGCAGGGGCGGGGGUUCGAAUCCCGGCGGGGGCAAGCGCGCGAAGGUUUCUGACAACGGGAGCGGGGCGACGAGAAAGGGGCGAAUCGACGGGGAAGAUUUCGUCUUCGUCCUCAACCCCGAGAUCGACUGGUCCGACGUGAACAUCGACACCCGCGUUCGCAUGCGAACGCUCGUGGCGGAGACGAUGGACAUCUUCAAACGAAAGUACGCCAAGCGCAAGGAACACGAGUGGGAGAGGAAGGUGCAAAAGUACAAGCCGCCGGGCUCGCGGGAUGGACGAACGUUCAACGUGCCGCUCGGAAACGUCGUCCGGGGUAUCCAGGAGACGUUCUACAGACACGAGCCGGAGGCGAGGCGCGCGGCGCUCGAGCGCGACGAAGCCGGCGCGGCACAGCUGGCGGCGGCGGCGAAUAUUCCGGGAACGAAGCAGCCCAAGACGCCGUCGCCGCCACGCGAGCCGUGA
This is a messenger RNA of Micromonas commoda, 1455 nucleotides long. RefSeq lists its product with no specific name. The record is from RefSeq and is a predicted model, not a curated record. Bases 1 to 1455 code for a protein of 484 amino acids. NCBI's taxonomy places the organism in Eukaryota, Viridiplantae, Chlorophyta, Mamiellophyceae, Mamiellales, Mamiellaceae. The transcript is spliced from 3 exons.